Molecule: messenger RNA, 6544 nt
Organism: Ailuropoda melanoleuca (giant panda)
Lineage: Eukaryota; Metazoa; Chordata; Mammalia; Carnivora; Ursidae
Gene: ZMYM2
Product: zinc finger MYM-type containing 2
Exons: 25
Coding region: 49-3921 (1290 amino acids)
Molecular function (GO): zinc ion binding
Source: RefSeq, a predicted model, not a curated record
AUCGCCUUCAACCCUAUCUGGUGCAUCUUUGGCAGAAAGUUUUUUGGCAUGGACACAGGUUCAGUGGGAGGAUUAGAAUUGACUGAGCAGACUCCUGUUUUAUUAGGGAGUACGGCCAUGGCAACUAGUCUCACCAAUGUAGGAAAUUCAUUUAGUGGUCCACCUAAUCCUUUAGUUGCUAGAUCUAAUAAAUUUCAAAAUUCAUCAGUGGAAGAUGAUGACGAUGUUGUUUUUAUCGAACCUGUACAACCUCCCCCACCUUCUGCACCAGUGGUAGCUGAUCAAAGAACCGUAACAUUUACAUCAUCAAAAAAUGAAGAACCACAAGGAAACGAUUCCAAAAUUCUGCCUUCCUCAAAAGAGUUGGCUUCUCAGAAGGGAAGUGUAAGUGAGACAAUUGUCAUUGAUGAUGAAGAGGACAUGGAAACAAAUCAAGGGCAAGAGAAAAAUUCCUCCAAUUUUAUUGAACGGAGACAUCCUGAGACUAAAAACAGAACCAAUGAUGUGGAUUUCUCCACUUCCAGUUUUUCAAGAAGUAAGACCAAGACUGCAGUAGGACCUUUUAAUCCUGGUAGAAUGAAUGUGGCAGGAGACGUAUUUCAGAAUGGAGAAUCUGCAACUCAUCAUAAUCCUGAUUCUUGGAUUUCCCAGUCAGCUUCAUUUCCUCGUAAUCAGAAACAACCAGGAGUGGAUUCUUUAUCACCAGUGGCCUCGCUUCCUAAACAAAUUUUCCAGCCUUCUGCACAACAACAACCCACUAAACCAGUUAAAGUCACUUGUGCAAACUGCAAAAAACCUUUACAGAAGGGACAGACAGCUUAUCAGCGAAAAGGAUCAGCUCACCUCUUUUGUUCUACCACUUGCCUUUCCUCCUUCUCUCACAAGCCGGCUCCAAAGAAACUUUGUGUUAUGUGUAAAAAAGAUAUAACUACAAUGAAAGGAACUAUUGUUGCUCAAGUGGAUUCAAGUGAAUCCUUCCAGGAAUUCUGUAGUACAUCUUGUUUGUCUCUCUAUGAGGACAAACAGAAUCCUACUAAAGGAGCUCUAAAUAAAUCAAGAUGUACAAUUUGUGGUAAACUAACAGAGAUUCGCCAUGAAGUCAGCUUUAAAAAUAUGACUCAUAAGCUGUGCAGUGACCACUGCUUUAAUAGAUACAGAAUGGCCAAUGGUUUAAUAAUGAAUUGCUGUGAACAGUGUGGGGAGUACCUGCCCAGCAAAGGUGCUGGAAAUAAUGUCCUGGUGAUUGACGGUCAGCAGAAAAGAUUUUGCUGUCAAAGUUGUGUCAGUGAAUACAAACAGGUAGGUAGCCAUCCAAGCUUUCUGAAGGAGGUUCGAGACCACAUGCAGGACUCUUUCUUAAUGCAGCCCGAGAAAUAUGGAAAACUGACCACUUGUACUGGUUGCCGGACACAGUGCAGGUUUUUUGAUAUGACUCAGUGUAUAGGUCCUAAUGGAUAUAUGGAGCCAUAUUGUUCAACUGCUUGCAUGAACAGUCACAAGACAAAAUAUGCAAAAUCACAAAGUUUGGGAAUUAUUUGCCAUUUUUGUAAGCGAAACUCUUUACCUCAAUAUCAAGCCACAAUGCCUGAUGGGAAACUGUAUAACUUUUGCAAUUCCAGUUGUGUGGCUAAAUUUCAGGCUCUAAGUAUGCAGUCAUCUUCAAAUGGUCAGUUUGUAGCUCCAAGUGAUAUUCAGUUGAAAUGCAACUAUUGCAAAAAUUCCUUUUGUUCAAAGCCAGAAAUCCUGGAAUGGGAGAACAAAGUGCAUCAGUUCUGCAGCAAAACUUGUUCAGAUGACUAUAAGAAGUUGCAUUGCAUAGUUACAUAUUGCGAAUACUGUCAAGAGGAGAAGACUCUUCAUGAAACAGUAAAUUUCUCUGGCGUUAAGAGACCUUUCUGUAGUGAAGGCUGCAAACUAUUAUAUAAACAGGAUUUUGCACGACGUUUAGGAUUGAGAUGUGUUACUUGCAACUAUUGCUCUCAACUGUGUAAGAAGGGAGCAACUAAAGAACUUGAUGGUGUUGUGAGAGAUUUCUGUAGUGAAGACUGCUGUAAGAAAUUUCAGGAUUGGUACUACAAGGCUGCAAGGUGUGACUGUUGUAAAUCUCAAGGAACGCUUAAAGAGAGAGUCCAGUGGCGUGGAGAAAUGAAACAUUUCUGUGAUCAACACUGCUUACUACGUUUCUACUGUCAGCAAAACGAGCCCAAUAUGACAACUCAGAAAGGACCUGAAAAUUUACAUUAUGAUCAGGGUUGUCAGACAUCCCGAGCCAAAAUGACAGGUUCAGCACCACCCCCUUCUCCAACACCUAACAAAGAGAUGAAGAACAAAGCUGUUCUUUGCAAACCUUUAACAAUGACAAAAGCUACUUAUUGUAAACCUCACAUGCAGACCAAAUCUUGUCAGACAGAUGAUAAUUGGAAGACAGAAUAUGUUCCAGUGCCUAUCCCUGUGCCUGUGUAUAUCCCAGUACCUAUGCACAUGUACAGUCAGAAUAUUCCUGUUCCUACUACAGUUCCUGUUCCUGUGCCGGUUCCUGUUUUUCUGCCUGCCUCAUUGGAUAGCAGUGAGAAGAUCCCUGCAGCAGUUGAGGAAUUAAAAAGCAAAGUUUCUUCAGAUCCUCUUGAUACAGAGCUGCUUACAAUGACAGAUAUGAUGACUGAAGAUGAGGGGAAAACAGAAGCUGCCAACAUCAACAGUGUAAUAAUUGAAACAGACAUAAUUGGUUCAGAUCUCUUGAAGAACUCUGACCCAGAGACACAGUCCAAUAUGCCUGAUGUACCAUAUGAACCAGAUUUGGAUAUUGAAAUAGAUUUCCCCAGAGCUGCUGAGGAGCUUGAUAUGGAAAAUGAAUUUUUAUUACCACCUGUUUUUGGAGAAGAAUAUGAGGAACAGCCUAGACCUCGAUCUAAAAAAAAGGGAGCCAAGAGAAAAGCUGUAUCAGGAUACCAGUCUCAUGAUGAUAGUUCUGACAAUUCAGAAUGCACCUUUCCUUUCAAAUAUACGUAUGGUGUAAACGCAUGGAAACACUGGGUCAAAACUAGGCAACUUGAUGAAGAUCUUCUGGUAUUAGAUGAGCUAAAAUCUCCUAAAUCAGUAAAGUUAAAAGAGGAUCUGCUCUCUCACACCACAGCUGAGCUUAACUAUGGGUUAGCCCAUUUUGUCAAUGAGAUCCGACGGCCAAAUGGAGAGAGUUAUGCACCUGACAGCAUCUAUUAUCUUUGCCUUGGAAUACAGGAGUACUUGUGUGGUAGUAAUCGAAAAGACAACAUAUUUAUUGAUCCAGGAUACCAAACAUUUGAGCAAGAAUUGAAUAAAAUACUCCGAAGUUGGCAACCCAGCAUACUUCCAGAUGGGUCAAUAUUUUCUCGAGUUGAAGAAGAUUAUCUCUGGAGGAUAAAACAACUAGGAUCACACUCUCCAGUAGCUCUUCUGAAUACCCUGUUCUACUUUAACACUAAGUAUUUUGGCCUGAAAACAGUGGAACAACACUUAAGACUUUCCUUUGGCACAGUAUUUAGGCAGUGGAAAAAAAAUCCUUUAACAAUGGAAAACAAAGCAUGUCUUCGAUACCAAGUGUCUUCCUUAUGUGGAACAGAUAAUGAAGAUAAAAUUACUACUGGAAAAAGAAAACAUGAAGAUGAUGAGCCAGUAUUUGAACAAAUUGAAAAUACAGCCAAUCCUUCUAGAUGUCCUGUGAAAAUGUUUGAAUGCUACUUGUCUAAAAGUCCACAGAAUCUUAAUCAGAGAAUGGAUGUUUUUUAUUUGCAACCAGAAUGCUCUAGUUCUACAGAUAGUCCUGUCUGGUACACAUCUACUUCACUGGACCGAAACACCUUGGAAAAUAUGCUUGUACGGGUUCUUUUAGUAAAAGAUAUUUAUGAUAAAGACAAUUAUGAACUGGAUGAAGACACAGACUAAAAAGGAACGUUUCAGAAGCAAUCGGGAUAAAACAGCAUUAGAUAGUCAUGCUGCUAGAUCUUUAUUAUGGAAAACAUUUCAAGUUUACUCUUUCUGUUUUGAGUUUUGUAGCAGUGUACCCACACUGGGUAUUACCAUGUAAAUAAUCUGUGAGUGAAAGUUACCAUUAUUCUAUGUAGUGGUUUUAGGAUACUUAACAAAUACAUUCAGAUUCUUUUUUUAUUAUUAUUUAUUUGAUUAGGUAUGUUUGUAACUUUUUACAUUACAAAAUACGAAUGAGAAUGUGCCAUGUAUAAUUUUUUCUUGUAGUAAGAAACAUCCAUAUUGCACAACUCUACUGUUGCAAGGCUUCCUUGAAAGGAGGCAAUUUUACUGGGUUCUUGACCAGAUGGUUGUGUAUGGGUAGCACUACUAAAAGUUUAGAACUUGCAGUGUCUUUCAAAUUUUUAAAAUAAACUGUAAACUAAUAGGCUGGGUUUUUUGUUUUGUUUUUUGGGGGUUUUGUUUGUUUUGUUUUACAUUUCAGUUACUGAAGCCUUACAAGGUUAUGUAGAGAGAUACCAUCUUCUGUACCAAAAAUAGACAAGAGAAUGCUGUCAAUAUUGGUGUACUGUAAUGUGAAUCUAUACUGGUGAAAACAAUUUUUUGUUCCCCUUAUUAAAACCUUAGUGUCAUUUUCUCAUUUGUGGCUUUCUGCAUCAUCCCAGUCAAUAAUAAUAAUAAUAAUAAUAAUAAUAAUGAUAAUAAUAACAGUAUAUGUAUAUAUAUGUAUGUAUAUAUGUAUAUGUAUAUAUAUAUAUGAAGAAUGAUGUUGAAAACAUGAUCACUGAGACAUUUUCUUUAUAAAAGUGUCCAGUGAAAGUACAGAAUUGUUUUCUAUGCCAACCAUAAGUAUUCAAAAUCCCAUUCAUUUAUAGAAGUUUGAUUUUUCUUCCCCCCCUUAAAGAUACAGAUCAUGUUGCAAUAUCUGAGUAGUACUCUAAAACUUUACUGAUUUUAUUAGAAUUUUUGUAUUGCCUUCAGAUAUGACCAAUGCAUACAUUAGAUAAAAUUAUUUUUAGAAAUGCCACUCCCAAAAUAGUUGUUACAGAAAGUCAGGCUAGUUUAAAUAAGAUAGUAUCACAUUUUACUAUGAAGAUUACCAGUGUAGUAAUUCUGAUAUUUCAGAUGAUUAGAGAACAAAGAAACUGAUGGAAAAGAUAAAGUAUAUCUUGAGGGAAAUCACAUUCGAUGUUAAGAUUGUUUGGCUUUUAAAAUUUAAUUACUUCUUAUAGAAGAUUGCAUUAAAAAACUUUGUGCUUCUGCAUAGCAAUUUAUCCGUUCAGACCUUUUCUUUUAGAACAAGGAAGUUUACUUAAAAUCCUACUUUAUAAAGACUGAGCAGAAUGCUAGCUGCAAAUUAUUAUAAAGAAACCAUUUGGCUGACUUCAUAGAGCAUGUGUGUGAUCAUAUUGUCUUGUUUCUGAUUCCUAACUCACCAUGGUGACAUUAGUUUUUUUAAAUUGUUGGGGGGGAAUUUGGGCUAUUUUCCACAGUGGUUAGGCAAUGUCUACAUGUCCCUUAGGUAUUUCUCUCUUGCUUAGGAUGUUAGCAUUCAGAAGGAAUUUUCUCAGUCACGAUAUGGAAAAUUUCACAAGUGUAAUCACUGUAUAUUUAAGCAAUAAUUAUCAGAAGUGUUUUUGGCAUAAAAUUAUGUUCUGACUUGUCUUAUAAGUUUGAAUAACAUUUCUGUCCCUUAAUUUUAUAUUUGUUGAUUUGAUAAUCAGACUGAUAGUAGCAAAUCUGAUAUUACUUUACUAAAAUAGAUUGCUCAUUGUCUGUUUAAUGAAGAAAAGUGGGUAACAUAUUUAAAAUAUAUACUAAAAAAAAUUUCCUCAUACUUAACCUUUUUCCAGAAGUACUUCAAGCACUUUUCCUAUAAAUGCAUAUUGUUGAUAAAAAGGUGGUUAAUCCUAACCAUCUUUUAUUCUUCGAAGUGGUGCUAUAUUCCAUCAAGCAAUAAUGUUUGCCCCAAAUGUCACUUAAUGUUUAUUCUACCAAAUACCAUACAUUUCUGCCGUGGUACUGCUAUUAAGCACCUUGUCUUGCUAUUUACAUUUCCUUUAUUGUACAUUUUAGCUUUUCUAAACAGAAAUGUCUACAUAAUUUUGAUCUUAACAUGAUUGAGGAUUUAGAGAUCUUGUGUUUGUUCUGAAUGCAAUCCAAGGAUUGAUUAACUUGACUCUCAGGGGGAAAAGAAAAAAAAAUUUUUAUAAGAAUUGUCUGUUCUGUGAAACUUAUUUCACCUAGAAUAAUACUUUUUAUCGGUUCCUGGAUGUCCUUAGUUUGUGUGGUCAUAGCUGACUGCUGAGAAAAAGGAGAGUGAAAUGGUAGCGUUGUUUCUUUUUGCUUCUAAGUGAUUUCUGAUUAUAGCAUCCUGUAAAUACAACUUUAUUGUCUUUAGAUGUCUAUUGGAGAUGCUAUAUUUUUUUGUUCUUAAGAUUUUGCCAUUUAAAAUGAAUCAGAGUUUUUAUUCAUAUUGAGAAGGGUGAAUUUCCCAUGCAAAUUGAAUCUUCAUUAACACAAUUUUUAGGUUUUAAACUGUAUUAGGUAAUCUAAGACAUUAAAGGAUUUUUCUAGGCAA